GUCAUUUGUUGUCAUUGAUGGCCAGUUGCUUCAAGUCUGUGGAAGUAAACAAAAAUUUAAACGUUUUUUAAACGAUUUUAUUAUUAAAUUAUAUUCAUACAUAUUUAUAAUGAGUGUGACACUUCAUACUGACGUGGGCGAUAUUAAAAUAGAAUUAUUUUGCGAGUUGUGUCCUAAAACAUGCGAGAAUUUUCUGGCAUUGUGCGCCAGUGAUUAUUACAAUGGAUGUCUAUUUCACCGCAACAUCAAAGGCUUUAUAGUCCAGACUGGCGACCCGACACAGACAGGAAAAGGAGGCACGUCAAUAUGGAACAGAAAAUUCGAAGACGAGUUCAAAGAGGAGCUUAAACACAACAUAAGAGGCCUAGUCUCGAUGGCCAACAAUGGACCCAACACGAAUGGCAGCCAGUUUUUCAUCACUUACGGCGCUCAGCCUCAUCUAGAUCUCAAGUACACGUUAUUUGGCAGAGUAAUUGACGGAUUGGAUACAUUAGAGCAGUUGGAAAAGCUGCCAGUGAAUCCAAAAAAUUACAAACCACUUACGGAAACUCGUGUCAAUACUGUGACGAUACACGCGAAUCCACUUGCUGGAUGAAUUGUUACUUAUAAAUAAAUAUAUAAGAAAAAAGGUGUAGAUAGCGGGUGAGCAAGAUGCGUAAAAAUAAAUUUUAUUCAUUUUUUAA
Molecule: messenger RNA, 683 nt
Organism: Microplitis demolitor
Lineage: Eukaryota; Metazoa; Arthropoda; Insecta; Hymenoptera; Braconidae
Product: peptidyl-prolyl cis-trans isomerase-like 3
Exons: 4
Coding region: 110-595 (161 amino acids)
Biological process (GO): protein folding; protein peptidyl-prolyl isomerization
Cellular component (GO): catalytic step 2 spliceosome
Molecular function (GO): peptidyl-prolyl cis-trans isomerase activity
Source: RefSeq, a predicted model, not a curated record